Messenger RNA from Oncorhynchus tshawytscha (Chinook salmon), 2794 nucleotides. RefSeq names its product StAR-related lipid transfer (START) domain containing 5 (gene stard5). The coding region runs from base 438 to 1073 and encodes 211 amino acids. Gene Ontology annotation, molecular function: lipid binding. Lineage: Eukaryota; Metazoa; Chordata; Actinopteri; Salmoniformes; Salmonidae. The transcript has 6 exons. The record is from RefSeq and is a predicted model, not a curated record.
ACAUGAUUUUUUUUUUCAUCAGUUGAUGGGAACACGGCUAGCUAGCCUGCUGGCUAAAUAAGCUUACUUUUUACUACAAGUUCGUGUUAGAUGUUUAUGGCAAUCAAUAUUUUAUUUUAAGCAAGUCUGAGUCUUACUGACUUCAGGAACCUCGCGGCUAACGAUAAUGCAAGUCUUUCAUUCAAUAUUUGCACUAGCUAACUAACGUUAGGUAGCUAUUGUAAAUUGUCUUACGGUCUCAUAUUCAUAGUUCAUAUUUUACGCUUCAUACUCUACGAUAACUUCAGCUAGUUAUCUUGUGUGUCAGUCUAAAUCCAUCCAUUUGGAAUCACGGCUAAUGUUAACUAUCUAACUAGUCAGUUAGCCUGACAGCUGGCUAGCUAUUGAACAGGUUGCAAGUCCUCCAUCAUCACAUCUGCCAGGCGGACUCAACCAGCAUGGAUUACCAGAACACAGCGAAUGCAGUUGGGGACUGUCUUUUGAGCUACACCAAGGACGAGUCUGGGUGGAAAGUCUGCAAGAAAUCGAAUGACGUCAUCGUGUCCUGGCGGCCAUCGACUGAGUUCCCUGGGAAUGUAUAUAAGGGGGAGUCGGUGGUGAAGGGAAGCCCAGAGAAGGUAUGGGAGUGUCUGAAGCCUGUGCCAAAUGGACUGCGGGUGAAAUGGGACAACAAUGUCAAGAAGUUUGAGCUGAUAGAGCAAGUCACUGAGAACGUCACUGUCUGCAGAACAGUCACUCCAUCAGCAGCCAUGGGCAUCAUAGCUCCCAGAGACUUUGUCGACGUUAUUCUAGUGAAGCAAUACGAAGAUGGCACCAUUACAUCCAAUGCCACCCACGUGAACCACCCCAGCUGCCCUCCCCAGUCAGGGUAUGUGAGGGGCUUCAACCACCCCUGUGGCUGCAUCUGUGUCCCCAUCUCUGGGGAGCCAAACAAAACCCAGCUGUUCAGUUUCUUCCAGACGGACCUGGGGGGCUUCCUGCCUCGCUCCGUGGUCGACUCUUUCUUCCCAUCCAGCAUGGUGGAGUUCUACAGCAACCUGGCCAAGGCCAUCAAGUCCCUCAAGGACCACUGAUACACUCAUACUAUACCUUCCCUUAGCCCUGGUCCGAGAUCUGUUUGUGCUGCAUAACCAACUCCUGGCACCAGGUGAUACUCAGAUCUGGGACCAGCAUUCAGCGGGACCAAAAAACACAAUGAAUUAGCUAUGUGAAUGGUUUAGUUUUAAAGAGGCUAUAUGGAACUUUUCACCUCAGGGGGCUUUUUAACUGAAAGGGACAGAUUGAUGUAAAUGGAUUUGAAAAUUCCUUAUUUGAGAGCAUGGGGCACACCUCCCCAGACCAUAUCUUUCUAGACAAAAAAUGAGGAUUGUGUUUCAUGAGUAAAUAAAUAUUUUAUAUCAACCAUACAGGCAACACUCAAGCAAAAAUGUAGAUAAACAAUUAGCCAUUCAACUUCUGUGCAGCCUCUUUAAAAGAGUGGUCACCUGGCCUUGGCUUGGAGCAAACUGUAUCUGAGCUUAAAGGGAGAUGAUAUUGGAUGAUAUGAGGGAAGGAAGUGUGCAGCUUGUUUGUCACAGCACUAAACACAGCUGAUUUGAGGUCUUGGUUCAUUUGUGUAAUAAUGGUGUGUUAGUGCUGGAGCAAAAAGCCUGCACCCCUGGUACUGUUGCUCUCUUGGACCAGGUAUGGUGGCCACUAGUGUAGUCUUACAAAAAGGUUGAGUGUCUGUUCUAAUUUCAUUCAUUCAACCCUGGAAAAAGAUUGAAUAUGAAUUUCUCAUAGAGGUUGAUGUGCAAUUUUCUUGAGUUGAAGCGAUUGAAAUGGAAUUGACCUUAGCCCUGAUGUUAAAGUUGCAAUUUGUAAGUUAUUUUUCCCUCUAUUGUAACAAGAAAGAGUACCAAAAACAAUAGUCAUGAACCCACCCCCAAAAACACAUGUUACAUUAUUGGACAUGAUGUAGUUCCUGUUCUUCUUGGUUUGUUUUUUUUCUUCAUGUGGGUACACUAGCAAACACCCUGCCUCUUAGUCCUCGAACCGGAAAUCCAACUUACAGACCACACCUUUAAGCACUCUGGGCCGCACCUUUAAGACUAGAUCUAGAGAGGUCAAUUUUGCCAAACUCUACUUCCAAAACAAAUAUUUCCUGUACAUUUCCUAUUUAGUGAUGCAUUUCCCCCCUUUUUCCCAUCACAAAAGAAUGAGAAUAGAUUUGAAAUCUAUAUUUUGUAUUUAGUGUCCUAAACACACGGAGGAUAUGUCCUCCUUCCCUUUUGUGCUGUUGAAUACAGUCCAUUCUGUUACACUGGCUGCAUCCUACCUACAGUACCAUGCAUGUUGCAUGGACCUUACAGGAACCCCAGAAUGGAAUCGGAUUCCAUUGGGACGAGUCAUACCUCAUUUUUUUGUUGUCCUUUGUAUACGGUAGUACUGUACUUGAAAUGUUCUGGUUUAACCUGUCUCCACAGCCCUUUAACCAAUACCUAAAGAUGGAAUCCGCAGUAGGGGGAAACGCUGCUAACGGAUUGUUGUUGCUGAGCUGAGGAGCGUCGUGCAGCAUGGUUAUGAAAUGCAGUACAUAUUGUGUUCUUCUAUCGUGCAGCAUGGUUAUGAAAUGCAGUACGUAUUGUGUUGUUCUAUCGUGCAGCAUGGUUAUGAAAUGCAGUACGUAUUGUGCUGUUCUAUCGUGCAGCAUGGUUAUGAAAUGCAGUACGUAUUGUGUUCUAUCGUGCAGCAUGGUUAUGAAAUGCAGUACGUAUUGUGUUCUAUCGUGCAGCAUGGUUAUGAAAUGCAGUAC